AUGGAAUCCUCCCAGGGCUCGGAGAGUGAGACGGCCUUGUCGUGUACGAUCCUGAUAAUCGACAGCUAUCAGAGUGAACCAUGUCCGAAGCUGGACACGACAUUCUCCAGCGCGACGAAAACUCAACUGAAACAGGUGCCGAUACUUCGAGUUUUCGGGAUAGAAUCGAGCGGCAAGAAGUGCUGCAUCCACAUCCACCGCAUCUACCCCUACCUGUGCGUGAAGUUCGAGUCGAGUCCUGAUGAGCGCCGGAAGGCGGCCUUCGUCGAAUCUCUCGAGAAGGCACUCAACGCGCAUUCGAAAGUUGCCCGACAUCGCAUCGUCGAAGCAACUUUCUUCAAAGGAACCAACUUCUACGGGUACUACGCGAAUGAAGAAGUUUUUCUCAAAAUCUCUUUCUCCGACCCACGAACACUGAAACGCGCUUCGGAAGUUCUGAACUCGAGUCAAGUUCUGGGAUCCGCUAUCCGAGUAUUCGAAGCACACACACCCUUCCCUCUCCAGUUUAUGAUUGAUCAUCAACUCCAAGGCAUGAAUAGCCUGCGGAUCGGGAAAUUCAUUCCGAGAACCUCCGACCAAGGACCCCCGAAGCAAUCUUGUUGUCAAAUGGAGGUCGAUUGCUUUGUUGAGGACGUGCUGAAUCAGUAUGAGGAACAAGACAUGAACCCUGGCCUGAGGGCGAUCUGGCAAGACCCGCGACUCCAGGACGUCGCUCACGCGGACACCACUGUGAUCGAGAGGGACCUGGUCCCCAGUGAGAGAGAGCUCUCUUACCGGGCCCUUCUGAUGAAGUAUCUCGGAGUAGAGGACGUUCUCUCGCAACGCAGCGUCCCCGCUGAAUCGGAUGAGGAUUCGGAGCGAAGCGAGCUGCAGGACACUUUACUCGAGGCAGCCGAGGGGCUCCUCUUCGGCGAAGCUGACUCAAUUCUUUUCUCGGGACCAUCCGGUGAAGAGGUCGACGACAUCGAAUCGUUGGAGAUGUCUCAAGUCAUUUCCGAAGAUAUUCUGAACGAACAGUCCAAGGCAUCUCCGGCGUCUACAUUAUUCACCGACAGCGAGAGCAUUAGCACCCAGCUGAUGAAUACUCAGACUCUCCUAGAAGAGCUCGAGGACUUGCGGACGGAGGCAUCGCGGGCGGGGUUCGAUGAGACUGUUGCGAAGAAAGCCCGUCUGAAAGAUCAAGAUUCGGACAGCAGUGACAUGUUCUCCGACGAUGACGACACAUUGGUGGAAGUGAAAGAUAGUGACGACGGGGAGGAGAAGCCCGACCUCAAACCCUCGUUGAAGGAGGAGAGCCUCGUAAGUGAAACUCGAUUCGUUCAGUUCGAUAAAUCCCGAUCAGCAGAGGGAAUGAACAUUAUUGAGUCUCGUGGUGUUCCGAAUGGGUGUUCGGGCUGAUAGGCUGUAAUCUCCCGAACAUCGUUCCAGAUUUCCAACACGGAACCGAAAAUCGAAAUCAUCAAUAUCGAUAGCUCUCCAUCAGAGGCCGAACCCGCCCAAAAAUGGGACGUCGUGGAUGACCUCCCGCAGCGAGCGAUGUCCGAUGAAACAAGGCAAGCUCUGAGCUGGCUCUGCAACAGGACUCGAACGAAGAAGCCAAAUCAAGUGACAUCGCAGGCAAACGAAUCUGUGCAAAAAAACACUCAAUCCUCCGCCAACGAUACCCUCUCGCAGGAUUUGCGUUUCGCCUAUAGUUUCGGAGCUUCACCGGAAGUAUGCGAACGUCACUGCGAGUUGUUGACCUCUCUAUGCUGCGAGGUUCAUUGUGCAACCAGAGAAAACUUGAAGCCCGAUCCUUCGAUAGAUCCCCUCUUAGCUGUCGUUUUUGUCCUGCAUCGAGACUAUCCGGGCGAGGGCGAGAAGCUGCAGCUGAAGGUCGUUUAUGAUGGCUGCGUUGAUCAGGUUCCUCUGAGGAGAUCGUUGCUGUCCGAGAUAGGCGGCAUCGCUAGCGUAGAGCUGGUCAAAUGCUCUGGAGAGCUGGAAAUUAUCAAGAGAAUGUGUGAAAUUAUUGUCAAGUGGGAUCCCGACGUGGUCCUGGGAUACGAGACCGACACGCUGUCGUGGGGCUACCUGAUCGAUCGAUGUCUGGCACUGGAAUUAAACCCCAAGCUUUUGUUUUCGAGGGUGGCCAUCGAGAUGCCGAUCGACGAACCCGGCGUCAGCCACACGGUCGAAAUGCCACCGGGUGUCAGAUUCGAUCAGGAUAAAGAGCGAUAUUUCGAAUCAUGGGAGUAUCGACUGACCGGUCGCGUCCUUCUGAAUGUUUGGCGAAUGAUGAGGAAGGAGAUAGCUCUAACAAAUUAUAGUUUCGAGAACGUCUAUUACCAUAUCCUUCAUCGACGGGAGCACGUCGUCUCCUGGGGCCGCUUGAGAACGUGGUACGAAGACCCGCUCCAGAUGAGCAAAUGCAUUUCGUAUCUGGCUAAAAGAUGUGCGGGAUGCUUCCAUUUGAUCGAGAAACUGGAGCUGUAUACGAAAACCUGCGAAAUGGCUCGCAUUUACGGCAUUCAAUUCUAUGAAGUGCUCAGCCGGGGUUCGCAGUUCCGUGUGGAAUCGAUGAUGCUCAGGUCCACACGAAAGAAAGGCUACGUCGCGUUUUCGCCCACCGUUCUCGACCGGAGCUUGCAGCGUUCGCCGGAGUGGAUCCCGUUGGUCAUGGAACCUUAUUCUAAUUUCUAUACCGACCCUCUUGUUAUUCUGGAUUUCCAGUCGCUGUAUCCGUCAUUAAUGAUCGCCUAUAACUACUGUUUUUCAACGUGUUUCGGUAAAGUACAAGAUAUCAUCAAGGGCAGCGGCUCCAUAAAAUUUGGAUGCGGCGACCUGGCCGUGGACGCCGAGGAAUUGAAGCGACUCAAAGACGAUAUAAUCAUCUCGCCGUCGGGAUCUGUUUUCGUCAAAAGCCAUAUUCGGAGAGGUAUCCUCCCGCGACUCGUCGAAGAAAUUAUAAACACGCGAUUCAUGGUCAAAAAAGGCAUGAAAAAAUCAACAAGUAAAUCCUUCAAUCGGAUUCUAGACGCUCGUCAGCUGAGUUUGAAGUUGAUCGCCAACGUGACUUACGGUUAUACGUCCGCCAGUUUCUCCGGCCGCAUGCCUCUCGUCGAACUCGCGGACGCAAUCGUCAGUAAGGGCAAGGAAUCACUCGAAACCGCAGUGAAGUUGGUUAACACCACUGCGGAAUGGGGUGCCGAAGUCGUGUACGGGGACACGGACAGCAUGUUCAUCCUCCUGCGCGGAAAGACGAAGAGCGAAGCUUUCAAAAUAGGAUACGACAUCGCCGAAAAGGUGUCGGCAAUGUUUCCCGACCCCAUGAAGCUCAAGUUCGAGAAAGUAUACUAUCCGGGUGUUUUGGAAACAAAAAAAAGAUAUUUCGGAUACAUGUAUGAGUCCGAGGACCAAGUCGAACCCGUUCUGGACGCUAAAGGCAUCGAGCUCAUUCGGAGAGAUGGCUGCAAAGUCCAACAGGUGAUCUUGGACAAAGCCAUUCGAACGCUCUUCGACACUAAGGAUUUCGGAGCGGUGAAGAAGGUCAUACAGAAGAGCUUCGAGCAAAUUUUCAAAGGUAAAUUCGGCUUGCAUCGCUUCAUGUUUGCCAAAGAAUACAACGGGGCUUCUUAUUACCAACAGAACAGCUGUGUGCCGGUUCUGAAAAUCGCGCGACAGUUGAAAUCCGAAGAUCCUCGAGCUGAACCGUUGGUGGGCGAACGAGUUCCUUACAUUGUCACUCAGGGUUGGGACAAAUCGCGCAUCAUAGAUCUAGUCGCUCAUCCGAAGAAACUACUGGAAGAUUACAGACUGCGCCCGAAUUACACGUAUUAUAUCCUCAGAAUAGUUUGCCCUGCCCUCGAUCGGGCUCUCCUGAAAGUUCGCACGGCGGAAUGGUAUCACGAGUUACCUAAGGUCCUCAGAAUUUCUCCCAUGAAGGAAGGAGCGAGAAAAACCAUGGUAUACGAAUAUUUUGAUGUGAACAGGUGCGCUGUCUGCGAUAAGUCCGGUCAGUGUAUCGAUCGAGUAUGCGACCUUUGUAGAGCCAAGCCGCAAGUUUCAGUGUUCAUAAGCUUGGAGAAACUGCGCCGCCACGAAGAUGAUCUUAGAACGGUUCGAGAUCUGUGUUCGCGAUGUAUGAUGAAUCGCGAGGAAGAUGUCAACGAGUGCAUUUCCAUAAAUUGUCCCGUUCUCUUCAGGAGAAUAGCGCUCCGAGAAAAACACGACGCCGCACAAGAGUUGAGUAUGAUUCAGUACAUGUUUUAACCCUCUAGAUUAUGUAACGUAAAUUUUAGUCUUGAAUAAAACAUCGCGGGCUAUUUGCCGUGCGACUG
Galendromus occidentalis (western predatory mite) is the source of this 4316-nucleotide messenger RNA. RefSeq names its product DNA polymerase zeta catalytic subunit (gene PolZ1). The transcript has 5 exons. Gene Ontology annotation, molecular function: DNA-directed DNA polymerase activity; DNA binding; nucleotide binding. The record is from RefSeq and is a predicted model, not a curated record. Gene Ontology annotation, biological process: error-prone translesion synthesis; double-strand break repair via homologous recombination. Lineage: Eukaryota; Metazoa; Arthropoda; Arachnida; Mesostigmata; Phytoseiidae. Gene Ontology annotation, cellular component: zeta DNA polymerase complex; nucleus.